This is a messenger RNA of Nothobranchius furzeri (turquoise killifish), 3511 nucleotides long. RefSeq names its product RUNX family transcription factor 2b (gene runx2b). Gene Ontology annotation, biological process: chondrocyte differentiation; hemopoiesis; regulation of transcription by RNA polymerase II. Gene Ontology annotation, molecular function: ATP binding; DNA-binding transcription factor activity, RNA polymerase II-specific; RNA polymerase II cis-regulatory region sequence-specific DNA binding. NCBI's taxonomy places the organism in Eukaryota, Metazoa, Chordata, Actinopteri, Cyprinodontiformes, Nothobranchiidae. The record is from RefSeq and is a predicted model, not a curated record. Gene Ontology annotation, cellular component: nucleus.
AAAACGGCGUGGAACUUGCGUGUUUUCCUCAAGGCAGAGGCGCUAAAGCAAACAUCUGUCCGGGCCAGGCUUCAGAGGCGUGAUAGGUCGCGGCGCAGGGAAUGGAUCCGACUCCAGACACCACGUGUUGGAGUCGCAUCAGCGCAGUAAUUACCGCGCGCUCGAGCUAUAUAAACCACAAAAAGCCUGCGCACGGGAACCCCCGGCCUCUAAACACUAACCACAUUCACGGCCACAAAAACGGGACCCGCUUCCCUCCUCCUUCAUCUCACCGCCGAUUAUUUUCUUCUUUUUUCAUCAGCUAUUUUUAACCCCGCGACUCGACCGGAAGAACUUUCAGAAAUAUAUGUCCGGACUUGGUGGGAUUAUAAAUCUCCCUGUUAAACAUUGUUAAGGCCUAAUCUAUUGACUUUGAACACUUUUUUUUGUGUGAAGAUAGCCUGCGGGGCUUCAGAGCGCCUUUCAGUUUGGCACAAAGACUUCAAUGACGCACCUGGAGCUGCGCUUUGACUUUUUUUUAAACUAAAGGAAGACAGACAAAAGUUUUUAGAGCGGCUGGGUCGACUGCUCCUUUUUAGACCUGCCCUUUUUGUAAUUGUAUAGCCUGUUACGCGCUUGGAGAUUUAUUUGAUGUUAUUUAUAUCCACAUGUGCCUGCGUUAAACGGCGCACGAGCUCUGUCUGGGAGAGGAUCGAAGAAAAAGCUUAAAACAAGUUCUUUUUUUAGGGUUUUUCUUUCUUUCUCGUGUGUUUUUUAGUCGCUUGUUGAAGUAGAGAAAGUUUGGAAGCGCGAGCUGAGCCACACACUCCCGGCUGUGUGUGUGAGAGAGAGAACUUGGAGAGCUUUGCUGUGCCUUUUUUCUUAUAAUCCACGGUUGUUGUGAUGCGAAUUCCCGUAGAUCCAAGCGCCAGCCGGAGGUUCAGUCCGCCGUCCAGCAGCCUCCAGCCGGUCCCAGGGAAGAUGAACGACGUGAGCUCACCGACCGGGCAGCCGGACGCGGCGGCGGCGGUGCCGAGGCUGCGCCCCCACGAGAACCGCAGCAUGGCCGAGAUCAUAGCAGACCACCCGGCCGAGCUGGUGCGCACCGACAGCCCGAACUUCCUCUGCUCGGUUCUGCCCUCCCACUGGCGGUGCAACAAGACGCUGCCUGUCGCCUUUAAGGUGGUCGCUCUGGGGGACAUACCUGAUGGGACGGUUGUCACCGUGAUGGCCGGGAAUGAUGAGAACUACUCCGCUGAGCUGCGGAACGCCUCGGGCGUGAUGAAGAACCAAGUAGCACGUUUCAACGAUCUUCGCUUUGUGGGCCGCAGUGGCAGAGGCAAGAGCUUCACGCUGACAAUCACAGUAUUCACCAACCCUCCACAAGUGGCCACUUAUCACCGAGCUAUAAAGGUCACCGUGGAUGGACCGCGUGAGCCCAGGAGGCACCGUCAGAAGCUGGAGGACCCCCCCAAAGCCGGGCUGUUCUCGGACCGCCUCAGCGAGCUGGAGAGGAUGAGGGUGACGGUUCCCACCCAAAGCCCCCGACCAACUCUCAACACAGCCGCCAACUCCUUCAACCCGCGGGGUCAGACGCAGAUAACGGGCUCCUCAGACCUGAGCCCAUUCCCGGGUCAGUUCGAGCGCCAGUUCCCGAGCCUUUCCUCCAUCGCUGACAGCCGCUUCUCCAGCCCCCGCAUGCACUACCCGCCCACCUUCACGUAUUCGCCACCCGUCACUUCGGCCAUGUCGCUGGGCAGCGCCCACUACCACUACCUGCCCCCGCCCUACCCGGGCUCCACCCAGAGCCAGAGUGGACCCUUCCAGACCAGCAGCACGCCCUAUCUCUACUACGGGGCGUCAUCCAACUCCUACCAGUUCAGCAUGGUCCCUGGCGGGGAUCGCUCGCCUUCUCGGAUGAUCCCACCUUGCACUAGCGCCUCCACGGGCACCUCCCUGGUGAACCCCAACCUCCCCACCCAGACAGAAGGAGGGGUGGACGGGGAUGGGAGCCACAGUAACUCCCCAACUGUUCUGAACCCCGGAGGCAGGAUGGACGAGGCGGUCUGGAGGCCGUAUUAAAAGUCGACUGACGUCUGAAAGCACAAAACCAAAAAAAAAGCGGAUUUUUUUCAGGCCUCGCCGGCUAUCUGCUGCUUAGAAAUACAGCAGAGAUGAAAAAGAAGAGCAGACUUGUGCCGACUUGUCUUCCUGGAAUGUGUUUUGACCGCGGCGCUACGACGGGAGUCGUUCUCGCUGCAACGGUUUACUCACAGCUGAGACGCUUCUCUGUUGUUAAUCCACCAGCUGAGGGAUGCUUUCUGCCUCUUUUGUACAGAGUUUCUACUUCCUUACCGCUUUUUGUUUGUUUUGUUUGUUUUACGCGGAGCAUGUUUUUGUAUGACAACAAUAUCACCAUGCAAGUUAAGCACUGAGUAGCAGAUGAGACAGUUUUGACAAUCCUUGUUGCUUAGAGACAGUUAAUUUAUCUUGUACAUUGUGGGUGAAACUUUGAUGUAGAUUGAAGCGUUUUUAACUUAUGAAGCCAUAAAUUAUGUAUUGUAUUUGAAACUUGAGUCGAAGGAGUGUGAUCUGAAUAUUUUUGAUGCGUCUAAAUGACUAAGUUAAUUUUUUUAUAGGUAAUUUAAGAUUUAUUUGGUUUUCUGUUGUAGCACCCAAAGAUUUUUAAUCCUUAUGAAAUAUAAUUUCCAAAGAGUAUUGCGGCAUGAUGGAGGUUUCGGUUUGACUCGUUCGGAGGCCAACGUGUGCGUGAAAGGCGUCGGUAUUUAUUCAGCGAUCACUUGCAGUGUGCCUCUCGGUAACCGAUCGGUAAAAACGGCUUCAGUUUGGGAGAAAUCGUCAUCAUUUAAGGACUUUUUGCUUCAUUUUUUUAUUCCGUCUUGUCAAACGUGCACUUAUAUAGUUGUAGUCCUUUUCAAAGUCAGAAGUCCAGUGGUGCACUUUAAAGCAUCCGGUGGGGCUUUCUAAGGUCUGGUUGUGUUACAUGAACUCCUCAGGACUGGAAUUUUGCUCCGAUCAUCUCGCGGAUUUGCAAAAUCUGCAUUUUUAUUUUUCCCUUCAUGCGCAGCCUGGCUGAAAGCUUGCUCAGGAUUACAGCUUACACAUGCCAAGUCUAUUCUAGCUUUUAUACGCGUGAAGAAAGAUUCUCCAGUUGUUUCACUUUUUUUCCGUCUUUAAGACAAAAAAAGAACAUUCCGAGUUACAUUUAUCUCUAGUUUUGUUUUGAUUUUAAAAGUCUUGGAUGCUCUGGGUUCAUAUUCACCAAGACUUUGGGAGAUUCUUUAAGGAAAAAGUGCAAAAAAACACAAAUAAAGGAGGUGAUUGGAUUCAGCUGCUGGCAGCAAACUGGUGACCAAAAAGCGACAGGAGCUUUGUGUCUGUUUGUUUCAUAAAAGCACUUAUUUCUUGUUUUAUUUCUAGCAGCACUUGCGGCUGGCUGCCAGCAGAGCUCGUGGUUUUGGUCCUGCCGCCACACACACACACACACACACACACACACACACACACACAC